CAAAGCAGUGUUGAUCAAGUUCAGUAAACAGUGCUCAAAAGAGAGGAACCCUCAAAUAAAUAAACGAAAACAUAAACAAAACCAUGAAUCCCUUGACGAACAUGAAAAAUGUGCUCAAACUGAGCGAACACGAGCUUCAGCAUGGAGGAAAAAAGAGCUGGCACGAUAUGUACCGGGACUCGGCCUGGAUCUUCGUUGCAGGAUUCCCAUACACGCUCACAGAGGGGGAUCUGAUUUGUGUCUUCUCCCAGUACGGUGAAGUGGUCAACAUCAACCUGGUGCGGGAUUCCAAGACGGGAAAGUCUAAGGGCUUUUGUUUCCUGUGUUAUGAGGACCAGCGCUCCACAGUCCUGGCGGUGGACAACCUGAACGGUAUCAAGAUCAUAGACAGGACUCUUCGAGUGGACCAUGUGGCAGACUACAAACCGCCUAAAGAGAAUGAGAAGAUGGACGAGGAGACACUCCGUCUCUAUAUGGAAGGAUGCGCGCCAAAGCCACAGCUUCAACACAUCAAGUCAGAGAAAACAGAUUCCAAAAAGAAGAACAGAUGAUAGCCAAUAGUUU
Molecule: messenger RNA, 564 nt
Organism: Drosophila bipectinata
Lineage: Eukaryota; Metazoa; Arthropoda; Insecta; Diptera; Drosophilidae
Product: RNA-binding motif protein, X-linked 2
Biological process (GO): mRNA splicing, via spliceosome
Cellular component (GO): catalytic step 2 spliceosome; U2 snRNP; precatalytic spliceosome
Molecular function (GO): RNA binding
Source: RefSeq, a predicted model, not a curated record